AUGGACGUGUUUGCAGCCAAAUACGCAGUCCCUCAGUGUCCAGUGGAUCCUCCUAUGCUCGUGGAGACCAUUGAUGGCCAGGUGCUUCUGUCUGGGCCUAUUAAAGCCGCCAUGCAACCCUUGCACCUGACCAUCAGUUCUCAUGAGGAGGCCAUCCAGUUCUAUAUUACCUCUGGCCUGCAUUUUCCUGUGGUCUUGGGCUUGGCUUGGCUCCGGACGCAUGAUCUGCAACUCUACUGGCCCCAGAACUUCAUCUCUUUCCUGAGCCUGCAAUGCGUGGACCACACCUGCCAAGUCUGCGCAGGCCGGUUGUUGAAUCCAUCUUGGAUGUCCUUGCCUUCUGAUAUAGCAGACUUCAUGAAUGUCUUCAGUGAGCAAGAGGCGGGCCAAUUGCCCCCACACCGGCCAUAUGACUGCCCCAUUGAUUUGAUUCCAGAUGCACCACUCCCAGUGGGCAUUUUCUUUCUUUGCAUCUGCCCUGUGCAUUCGGUGUGGGCUUGUGUCCGUUCCUGUCCUGCCAGUUGUAUCUGCACUGAAGAGAAGAGUUGUGCCAUUCUUUGUGACCGAGCUGGCCUUGCACAGAUCCCUAAUGAGUUUCCUUGUGAAGCAUAUUCUAUUAACUUGGAUAAAAAUAGCAUCAAAUUCCUUGCUGAGAGAGCAUUUGGUACUCUCCCGUCCCUAAAAUCUCUCUCUAUAAGCCAUAACAACAUAUCAUUUAUUACUCCUGGUGCUUUCAAAGGGCUUGCUAGCUUAACUGAGUUAAAAAUGGCCCACAAUGAAUACAUUCGUUAUCUGCAUACCAGGACUUUCAUUUCUCUCCAGAGGCUAAUCCGAUUGGAUUUAGCAGACUGCAAUCUUUUCAACAUUCCAGACAGGAUUUUUAUAGAGCUUCCAGCUCUCCAAGAACUCUUUUUUUUUCAGAAUAAUUUCCGAAGGAUCCCAGGAGCUAUAAGAGGGAUGGAGAAUUUGACUCAUGUUUAUUUGGAGAAAAACAAGAUAGAAGCUGUAGCAUAUAAUUCACUUCUGGGCCUGAUCCAGAUGAAAUAUCUCAAUCUGCAAGUCAACAGAAUAAAUGUCAUUCACAAUAGAGCUUUUCAGGAUUGCCAGAAAUUGGAGUACCUUUAUUUAAAUGACAAUUUAAUCAGUGACCUCCCUAAGAAUUCCUUUGAUGGUCUGCGGCAUCUAAAGAUGCUUAAUCUUGGUGGCAACUUUCUCAAGAUUGUCUCUAAUACUUGGUUCCAGGAUCAAUCUGAACUGGAAGUUUUGUAUUUGGACAGAAACUGGAUCAGUUAUAUUGAGGAAGGUGCUUUUGAAAACCUCACAAGCUUGGUAUAUUUGCACUUGAACAGUAACAAUCUAACUACGUUGCCUUUCUUAGUCUUUCAACCAGUCUACCUCCUAGGAAGACUCUACCUUUUCCGGAACCCCUGGGAGUGCGAUUGCAAGAUUCAGUGGCUAAAAGAGUGGAUGAAGAAUUAUGGACUUGUGAGAGAUAUUCCUUGUGCUUCCCCAUCUUCAGUAGUUGGCCUUGACCUAAUUGAUGUUAUUUUUGAGAAGACAGAUGAAGGUUUAUGUCUUAACCCAGAAGAAUUAAACACCUCUUCUUCUACGCCUCUUCCCAUGCAAGAAUUACAGUCGACUACAGAGAAUAAAUUCCACAGUCUUAUCUCAAAAUUUCUACUCCAGAAGGGACUUUCAGAGGAAGUGAUUAACACUACAGAAGGUUUCAGCAACACUACUCUGUUAGAUGAAUUGAUUAAUGAAGCAUCUUUAGGACUAAGAGAAUGGCAUAUAAAACAAAUAUAUUUUAAUAUUUGGGUAUUCUUUAUAGCUCAAGCAUUAUGGACCAUAUAA
This is a messenger RNA of Thamnophis sirtalis, 1854 nucleotides long. It is a transcript of the gene NYX, whose product is annotated as nyctalopin. NCBI's taxonomy places the organism in Eukaryota, Metazoa, Chordata, Lepidosauria, Squamata, Natricidae. The record is from RefSeq and is a predicted model, not a curated record. Gene Ontology annotation, molecular function: protein binding.